AUGAUUUAUUCAAUGAAUGAGCAUCAGGGUCUCUCCUCUUGGAGGCAUUUGAGGCACGGCAUAUCUUCAGAGAGAAGAUCUCGGCCACUAUGGAUGAUGGUCCUUAUUUUCCUUGGAGUGAUGGCAAUCUUGGGAGUAACUAUUGGUCUCCUUGUUCAUUUUCUGGCAGUUGGAAAGACUUAUUAUUACCAAGGUGAUUUUCAUAUUUCUGGAGUUACAUACAAUGAUAGUUGUGAAAAUGCAGCUUCACAAGCCAGUACAGAUCUGAACAAAGAUAUUGAGACUAAGAUGUCCGAUGCAUUUCAAAAUUCUAGUUUAUACAAAGAAUAUACCAACUCGCAGGUCAUCAAACUUCUUCCUUAUCUCAGUGGCUCCAGUGUACAGUUACAGCUGACAUUCAAGUUUCCUCCAGCAAAGAGGGAUAGAAUGAAGACUGAAAUCGAAGCUAUCUUACAUCAGAUAUUGAAAGACAACAUGGCAUCCUGGAAUGCAGUUCCCACUUCCAUUAAACUUAUAGAAAUCAGCAAAGCCGAUGCUGAAAUGCUUACCAACAACUGUUGUGGGAGACGACUGACCAACAGUAUCAUAGCAGGCAAUCGAAUUGUGAAUGGGAAAAAUGCCCUGGCAGGGGCAUGGCCAUGGCAGGCCAGCAUGCAAUGGAAAGGUCAACAUCACUGUGGAGCGUCUCUGAUCAGCAGCAGGUGGCUUUUGUCUGCAGCACACUGCUUUUCUAAGAAAAAUAAUUCAGAAGAUUGGACUGUCAACUUUGGAGCUAUAGUAAAUAGACCACAUAUGACACGAAAAGUCCAAAACAUUAUUUUUCAUGAAAAUUAUAGCAAGCCUGGGGUUCAUGAUGAUAUUGCCCUUGUGCAGCUUGCUGAAGAAGUCUCCUUUACAAAGUAUGUUCGCAGGAUUUGUCUUCCUGAAGCCAAAAUGAAGCUCUCAGAUAACGACAGUGUUGUAGUUACGGGAUGGGGAACACUUUACAUGAAUGGUCCCCUUCCAGUGAUACUUCAACAGGCCUCUGUGAAGAUUAUCGACAACAAAGUUUGCAAUGCUCCACAUGCAUUAGCUGGCUUGGUGACCGACACAAUGCUAUGUGCCGGAUUCAUGUCAGGAGAAGCUGAUGCCUGUCAGAAUGAUUCUGGUGGACCACUAGCUUACCCUGACUCUAGAAAUAUCUGGCACCUUGUUGGAAUAGUAAGCUGGGGUGAGGGAUGCGGUAAAAAGAACAAGCCUGGUGUCUAUACUCGAGUGACUGCUUAUCGUGAUUGGAUUACCUCCAAGACUGGACUCUGAAAGAAAAGCAACUUUGGAAUGCAACAUAUGGACAACUGGAGCGUAUUCUCAUCUGUUGCUUCAAAAUCUUUUUAUUUUGAUUGUUGGCAUGCCAAUCAUUUUCUUAUAUACAAGUCCAUAAAGGUCUUUACCAAUA
Messenger RNA from Equus caballus (horse), 1435 nucleotides. The record is from RefSeq and is a predicted model, not a curated record. NCBI's taxonomy places the organism in Eukaryota, Metazoa, Chordata, Mammalia, Perissodactyla, Equidae.